UGACCGCCACGUGGACAUCAUACGUCUCAAUAACCAAUCAUAGAAUGGUUGUGACGACGUUCACGGUGAGUUGCAGUACCCGAUCCCUUUUAAGGUCCGUGACAGAAUAAUUUUGAAACCAGCAAGACAAAUUUAGUCAAACCAAAAAAAAAAAAAAAACGAAAGCGCAAAGACUAAGGAGAAAAGAAAUUCUUCGCUUCUUCUCCGGUGUAAUCAUGACAACCUCAAAAAGACUAGCAGACAGGAAGAUUGAGAAAUUCGACAAGAACAUAUUGAAAAGAGGAUUUGUUCCUGAGACCACCACCAAGAAGGGUAAGGAUUACCCUGUUGGUCCCAUCCUCCUCGGCUUCUUUGUCUUUGUUGUCAUUGGAUCAUCUCUCUUCCAGAUCAUCAGGACCGCAACUAGUGGAGGAAUGGCUUAAACCCAAUCACAUUCAAGCUGGAAGAUUGCAAUUCUCAAAUUGAUGAAUCAUCACUUUCUUCUCUUCUGACUUGUCUCUUUUUUUCCCUUAUACUGUAGAAUGUGACUACUUUCUGUUGACUACAUGUUAUUGAAAGAAUUUUUGAGUCUUUUUCUAAUAUCCACUCUUUACUAUUGUCUUGAUACCAAAUACAAGCACCGUUAAACUAUUUAACGUUGAAUUGGUGAAACUAUUUCCCUCGGCCAAAUUGUUCGGUGAACGAAAGAUCUGAUCUGUGAAGAGUUUAGUUGAAUAGAUUCGGCUGAUGGAUUGGUAGGGAGAGACACCAUGCGGUUGGUGGAAGGUACCCGUGAUAGAGUCUUGACGUGAACAACUUAGUCCAAGAGUUAGGAGACACAAUAAUGAUAAGUAGCCGUCAAUAUAUCUUUUGAUCCGAAUUUGAACUUAUUAUAUGCUUUACUUGGCAAAUGAUAUGAAAAACUUG
Messenger RNA from Arabidopsis thaliana (thale cress), 906 nucleotides. Its product is annotated as Ribosome associated membrane protein RAMP4. Lineage: Eukaryota; Viridiplantae; Streptophyta; Magnoliopsida; Brassicales; Brassicaceae. The transcript is spliced from 3 exons. The record is from RefSeq and is marked reviewed. The coding region runs from base 216 to 422 and encodes 68 amino acids. Gene Ontology annotation, cellular component: endoplasmic reticulum; endoplasmic reticulum membrane.